This is a messenger RNA of Vanderwaltozyma polyspora DSM 70294, 1131 nucleotides long. RefSeq names its product bifunctional chorismate synthase/riboflavin reductase [NAD(P)H] ARO2 (gene ARO2). Gene Ontology annotation, molecular function: FMN binding; chorismate synthase activity. Gene Ontology annotation, biological process: aromatic amino acid biosynthetic process; chorismate biosynthetic process. The record is from RefSeq and is a predicted model, not a curated record. The transcript has a single exon. NCBI's taxonomy places the organism in Eukaryota, Fungi, Ascomycota, Saccharomycetes, Saccharomycetales, Saccharomycetaceae. Gene Ontology annotation, cellular component: cytosol. Bases 1 to 1131 code for a protein of 376 amino acids.
AUGUCUACAUUUGGUUCUGUUUUCCGUGUCACUACAUAUGGUGAAUCCCAUUGUAAGUCAGUCGGCUGUAUAGUUGAUGGUGUUCCUCCUGGCAUGUCAUUAACUGAAGAUGACAUUCAACCUCAAUUGACUAGAAGAAGACCUGGUCAAUCGAAACUGUCAACUCCAAGAAAUGAAAAAGACAGAGUAGAAAUUCAAUCAGGUACAGAAUUUGGUAAGACUUUGGGUACUCCAAUUGCUAUGAUUGUUAAGAAUGAAGAUCAAAGACCUCAUGAUUAUUCUGAUAUGGAUAACUAUCCAAGACCUUCUCAUGCUGACUUUACAUAUUUGGAAAAGUAUGGUUUAAAGGCAUCUUCAGGUGGUGGUAGAGCUUCUGCCAGAGAAACUAUUGGUAGGGUAGCUGCUGGUGCAAUUGCAGAAAAGUUUUUGAACCAGUACUCAAAUGUUGAAAUCGUUGCAUUCGUUACCCAGAUUGGUAAAAUUAAGAUGAGCAGAGAUCCAUUUGAUCCAAACUUCCAUCAAUUGUUACAAACAAUCACUAGAGAAAAAGUUGAUUCUAUGGGUCCUAUUAGAUGUCCUGAUGCUUCUGUUGCUGGCGAUAUGGUAAAAGAAAUUGAACAUUAUAGAGGUUUGAAUGAUUCCAUCGGUGGUGUUGUCACUUGUGUAGUUAGAAACUUACCUGCCGGUCUAGGUGAACCUUGUUUCGAUAAACUGGAAGCUUUGUUAGCCCAUGCUAUGUUGUCUAUUCCAGCUUCAAAAGGUUUUGAAAUCGGUUCUGGUUUCGAAGGUGUUGCUCUGCCGGGUUCUGAACAUAACGAUCCUUUCUACUACGAUGAAGAAGAAAAAAGAUUAAGAACAAAGACCAACAACUCCGGUGGUAUCCAAGGUGGUAUCUCCAAUGGUGAAAACAUUUACUUUUCAGUUCCAUUUAAAUCAGCUGCCACUAUUUGCCAAGAACAAGAAACCGCUACAUAUGACGGUAAAAGUGGUGUUUUAGCUGCAAAGGGUAGACAUGAUCCAUCUGUCACUCCAAGAGCUAUUCCAAUCGUAGAAGCUAUGACUGCUCUGGUCUUGGCUGAUGCCUUGUUAUUGCAAAAAUCAAGAGAUUUCGGUAGAUCAGUUGUUCAUUAA